CGGAAGUGUCCCGCGGCGCCCCGGAUGCGACCGGGCAACAGCGGUUGCCAGGGCGACGGGAGCUUUCCGGAGCUGCUGGUACUCCCGAUUGGAGACGUAGAACCGUUACUUGUCGAGGGCCUUAGCGGCCGCCGUGACCCUCUCGGGGAUCCCACGAUGUUCUUCUACCUGAGCAAGAAAAUUUCCAUUCCCAAUAACGUGAAGCUGCAGUGUGUAUCCUGGAACAAGGAACAAGGGUUCAUAGCAUGCGGUGGUGAAGAUGGAUUACUGAAAGUUUUGAAAUUAGAGACGCAGACAGAUGAUGCAAAAUUGAGGGGCCUUGCAGCCCCCAGUAACCUUUCUAUGAAUCAGACUCUUGAAGGUCAUAGUGGUUCUGUUCAAGUUGUAACAUGGAAUGAGCAGUAUCAGAAGUUGACUACCAGUGAUGAAAACGGGCUUAUCAUUGUGUGGAUGUUAUAUAAAGGCUCUUGGAUUGAGGAGAUGAUCAACAAUCGAAAUAAAUCAGUUGUUCGCAGUAUGAGCUGGAAUGCUGACGGACAGAAGAUCUGCAUUGUAUAUGAAGAUGGGGCUGUGAUAGUUGGUUCAGUGGAUGGCAAUCGUAUUUGGGGAAAAGACCUGAAGGGUAUACAGCUAUCCCAUGUAACAUGGUCUGCAGACAGUAGAGUCUUACUUUUUGGAAUGGCAAAUGGGGAAAUACACAUUUAUGAUAAUCAAGGAAAUUUUAUGAUAAAAAUGAAACUGAGUUGUUUGGUGAAUGUCACUGGAGCUAUCAGCAUUGCUGGAAUUCAUUGGUACCAUGGCACAGAAGGCUACGUGGAGCCUGAUUGCCCUUGCCUUGCUGUUUGCUUUGAUAAUGGAAGAUGCCAAAUAAUGAGACAUGAGAAUGACCAAAAUCCCGUUUUGAUUGACACUGGCAUGUACGUAGUAGGCAUCCAGUGGAACCACAUGGGCAGCGUGUUAGCUGUGGCGGGCUUCCAGAAGGCAGCCAUGCAGGACAAAGAUGUGAACAUUGUGCAGUUUUACACUCCGUUUGGUGAGCAUCUGGGUACUUUGAAAGUUCCUGGAAAGGAAAUAUCUGCACUAUCUUGGGAAGGAGGUGGACUGAAAAUUGCACUAGCUGUUGAUUCCUUUAUAUAUUUUGCAAACAUUCGACCUAAUUAUAAGUGGGGUUAUUGCUCAAAUACUGUAGUUUAUGCAUAUACCAGACCUGAUCGUCCAGAGUAUUGUGUUGUCUUCUGGGAUACGAAAAACAAUGAAAAAUAUGUUAAAUAUGUGAAGGGUCUCAUUUCUAUUACUACCUGUGGAGAUUUCUGCAUUUUGGCUACAAAAGCUGAUGAAAAUCAUCCUCAGGAGGAGAACGAGAUGGAGACAUUUGGUGCAACGUUUGUACUAGUUCUUUGUAAUUCUAUUGGUACACCCUUGGAUCCCAAAUACAUUGAUAUUGUACCAUUGUUUGUUGCAAUGACCAAAACCCAUGUGAUAGCAGCCUCGAAAGAAGCAUUUUAUACCUGGCAAUAUCGUGUGGCAAAGAAGCUCACAGCUUUGGAAAUUAAUCAGAUCACACGGUCUCGAAAAGAAGGGAGAGAAAGAAUUUAUCAUGUUGAUGAUACCCCUUCUGGAUCAAUGGAUGGUGCGCUUGAUUAUAGUAAAACCAUUCAAAGUCUUGCACUGUUGCCCAGGCUGGAGUGCAGUGGUGUGAUCUCGGCUCACUGCAGCCUCCGCCUCCUGGGUUCAAGUGAUUCUCGUGCCUCAGCCUCCCAGGGCACAAGGGAUCCAAUUUGUGCCAUAACUGCAUCAGAUAAGAUAUUGAUUGUGGGUCGUGAAUCUGGCACCAUUCAGAGAUACAGUCUACCUAAUGUUGGUUUGAUUCAAAAAUAUUCCUUUAAUUGUCGAGCCUACCAGUUAUCCUUGAAUUGCAACUCUAGCCGUCUUGCUAUCAUAGACAUCUCAGGAGUUCUGACUUUCUUUGACUUGGAUGCUCGAGUAACGGACAGUACGGGACAGCAAAUAGUUGGAGAGUUGUUAAAAUUGGAACGAAGAGAUGUCUGGGAUAUGAAGUGGGCCAAAGAUAAUCCUGAUUUGUUUGCAAUGAUGGAGAAGACAAGAAUGUAUGUUUUCAGAAACUUGGAUCCUGAGGAACCCAUUCAGACCUCUGGAUAUAUUUGUAAUUUUGAGGAUUUAGAAAUUAAAUCUGUUCUUUUGGAUGAUAUAUUAAAGGAUCCAGAACAUCCAAACAAGGAUUACCUAAUUAACUUUGAGAUUCGGUCUCUGCGAGAUAGCCGAGCACUGAUUGAGAAGGUUGGAAUUAAAGAUGCAUCUCAGUUCAUAGAGGACAAUCCACACCCCCGACUUUGGCGCCUACUGGCUGAGGCAGCUCUUCAGAAACUGGAUCUAUACACUGCAGAGCAAGCAUUUGUGCGCUGCAAAGAUUACCAAGGCAUUAAGUUUGUGAAGCGCUUGGGCAAACUACUGAGUGAGUCAAUGAAACAGGCUGAAGUUGUUGGCUACUUCGGCAGGUUUGAAGAGGCUGAAAGAACGUAUCUCGAGAUGGACAGAAGGGAUCUUGCUAUUGGCCUCCGGCUGAAAUUGGGGGAUUGGUUUAGAGUACUCCAGCUCCUGAAAACUGGAUCUGGUGAUGCAGAUGACAGUCUCCUGGAACAAGCCAACAAUGCCAUUGGAGACUACUUUGCUGAUCGACAAAAGUGGUUGAAUGCUGUACAAUAUUAUGUACAAGGACGGAACCAGGAACGCUUAGCUGAAUGUUACUAUAUGUUAGAGGAUUAUGAGGGGUUAGAGAACCUUGCCAUUUCACUUCCAGAAAACCACAAGUUACUUCCAGAAAUAGCACAAAUGUUUGUCAGAGUUGGAAUGUGUGAACAAGCAGUGACUGCAUUUUUGAAAUGUAGUCAACCAAAGGCAGCGGUAGAUACCUGCAUACAUCUCAACCAAUGGAACAAAGCUGUUGAAUUGGCUAAAAAUCAUAGUAUGAAAGAAAUUGGAUCUCUGUUAGCUAGGUAUGCAUCUCAUUUACUGGAAAAGAAUAAAACUCUUGAUGCCAUAGAACUCUAUCGGAAAGCCAAUUACUUUUUUGAUGCUGCUAAACUGAUGUUUAAGAUUGCAGAUGAAGAGGCAAAGAAAGGAAGUAAACCUUUACGUGUCAAGAAGCUCUAUGUACUGUCAGCCUUACUUAUAGAGCAAUACCAUGAACAGAUGAAGAAUGCCCAGCGAGGAAAAGUUAAAGGAAAAAGUUCAGAGGCCACUUCUGCCUUGGCUGGUUUGCUGGAAGAAGAAGUUCUGUCUACAACAGAUCGUUUCACAGAUAAUGCAUGGAGAGGGGCAGAGGCUUACCACUUCUUUAUACUUGCACAGAGGCAGCUCUAUGAGGGAUGUGUGGACACUGCACUGAAGACAGCUCUUCACCUGAAAGACUAUGAAGACAUCAUCCCUCCUGUGGAGAUCUACUCUCUGCUAGCACUCUGCGCAUGCGCCAGCAGAGCCUUUGGAACUUGUUCAAAAGCUUUCAUUAAACUUAAAUCUUUAGAGACCCUCAGUUCAGAACAGAAACAGCAGUAUGAAGACCUUGCUUUAGAAAUCUUCACCAAACAUACUUCAAAAGAUAACAGAAAACCUGAAUUGGACAGCCUUAUGGAAGGUGGAGAAGGGAAACUGCCAACAUGCGUUGCCACAGGAAGCCCAAUCACUGAGUAUCAAUUCUGGAUGUGCAGUGUAUGCAAGCACGGUGUCCUUGCUCAGGAAAUAAGCCACUACAGCUUCUGCCCCUUAUGCCAUAGUCCAGUGGGAUAAAGGAAUGAUAAACUGUAUAUAACUGUAAAAUAUAUGUAGCAUAUAUACAUGGCUAUAUGCUGUAUAUGUAAUAAGGUUUAUUUCUGUGAGUUUUGUAUGAAAAUCAGCCUCAUUAUUUAUAGUUGAAUUUUUGCACAAAAUAUAUGUUAAUAAAAUAAUUUUUAUGGCAAUACAACUGUGAAAUAAUAAGGCCGAUUUUCAUAUAAAUGUAUGAAAAUCAACCAUAUUUUCUCUCACCCUCUCUCUUUUGUUUAUCUUGUUUUUGGUUACAUGAUACCAUGGAAAUAUUCCAAAUAAAUUUUUUUCUCACAGUGUCAA
This is a messenger RNA of Pan troglodytes (chimpanzee), 4122 nucleotides long. RefSeq names its product WD repeat domain 35 (gene WDR35). Gene Ontology annotation, cellular component: non-motile cilium; intraciliary transport particle A. Gene Ontology annotation, molecular function: protein binding. The transcript has 29 exons. The coding region runs from base 25 to 3804 and encodes 1259 amino acids. Lineage: Eukaryota; Metazoa; Chordata; Mammalia; Primates; Hominidae. The record is from RefSeq and is a predicted model, not a curated record. Gene Ontology annotation, biological process: non-motile cilium assembly; protein localization to cilium; intraciliary retrograde transport.